CUCUCUCUCUCUCUCUCGGUAGCCAUGGGAAUUCCACCGAAGCCAAUCUCCCCGGCCGUUCAGGAGGCCGUGGAGGAGAUCAUGAGAGUGUACAGGUCCCUACCCCCAAGGCCCUCCAUAGAGGAGGUGGAGGCAGCCAUGGCCGUGAUCGAGAGCUCAACCGCCGAGGAGGAGCUCAGGAUCCAGGAGGUGGACAGGAUGGAGAAGUCCCCGGGCGUGCCCGAAGAGCUCUUCUUUGUGCUGCAGGAGGUGAAGAAGAACACGGUCCGGCUCCAGAGCCAAGAGCAGAGGAGGGAGGCCCUGCACGUGGUGGAGCUCGACAAGAGGUUCCAGGUGUUCGACGAGCUAAUCCAGAGGACCUCCAAGCUGGUCUCCUCUGAGGAGAGUGAUGAAGGCGAUGAAAAGGAGGGGAAAAAUGCUAGUUUUGGUGUGAUCCUCCCGAGGAUUGAUAAGGGUUUGGUCAAGAAGGACAAGGAUGAGAAGAAGGGGGAGUUGGAUCUUCCGAAAGGACUGCUAAAUGUUCCCAGUAUUCCCCCUUCGAAAUCUGAGAUCCCCUCUUCAGGUGGUGAUGCUGAUAAAUUAAGUCUCAUCCAAGUGGCAAGCUUGAUUGAGACUAAAGCAAAAAAUGGAACCGGGAUUCUUGACCUUCGGGGUAAGUUGAUGGACCAAAUUGAGUGGCUUCCGCUGUCACUUGGGAAGUUACAGGACAUCACUGAGCUGGAUUUAUCUGAGAACCAGAUCAUGGCACUUCCAUCAACAAUUGGUAGCCUAAGGUUCUUAACAAAGCUUGACAUGCACUCGAACCAACUGAUAAAUCUACCUGACUCAUUUGGAGAACUAUCCAAUCUAGUUGAUCUCGACCUGCACGCGAACCGGUUGAAAUCUCUGCCUGCUUCAUUUGGAAACCUUACAAGUCUCGCCGACUUAGACUUGAGUUCCAAUCAGUUGUCUGUACUGCCAGAGACUUUAGGGAAUCUAACAAAAUUGAGAAGAUUGAACAUUGAAACAAACGAGCUCGAAGAGCUUCCUUACACUAUCGGAUCAUGUGCUUCUCUAGUUGAGCUCAGGUUGGAUUUCAAUCAACUAAAAGCACUUCCUGAAGCGAUUGGGAAGCUGGAAUGCUUAGAAGUUCUGACAUUGCACUACAACAGAAUUAAAGGGUUGCCUACUACAAUGGCUUCACUUUGCAAGUUGAAAGAACUUGAUGUUAGCUUCAACGAGCUCGAAUCAAUACCUGAGAGCCUGUGCUUUGUCACUACCCUCGUGAAGCUAAAUGUUGGAAGAAAUUUUGCAGACUUGAGAGCGUUGCCGAGAUCCAUUGGAAAUCUCGAGAUGCUGGAAGAACUGGACAUAAGCAGCAACCAGAUAAGAAUACUACCCGAGUCUUUUCGAUUUUUGUCAAAGCUAAGAGUGUUCCAUGCAGAUGAGACUCCACUGGAAGUGCCACCAAGACAAGUGGUCAAGCUAGGAGCUCAGGAAGUUGUUCGGUGCAUGGCUGAUUUGGUUGCUGCGGGGGGUGGCAGUUCUCGACCAGCUGAGAGGAAGGCCUUCUGGUUUUGGCUUUGCUCAUUGUUCCAUCGUCGCAGCAAGAAACACAACAAAGGCACAGGCUUCACAAGCGCUUGAAUCCCUUAUUCCAUGCAAAAUUUGUGUAUAGCACGCUUCCACCACGUUCCUUUAAUCUUUGUUUGUUUCGAUGGAUAUCUACAGUCAAUCGAUGGCUUAACAAUUCCAUGUUUUAAGCUUUGUAAUUAAGUGAUAAUUAUCUUGCUUUUUAUUCAAUCUUCUUUUGCAAGCUUCUUUAUCUACU
Phoenix dactylifera (date palm) is the source of this 1810-nucleotide messenger RNA. Its product is annotated as plant intracellular Ras-group-related LRR protein 5-like. Gene Ontology annotation, molecular function: protein kinase binding. NCBI's taxonomy places the organism in Eukaryota, Viridiplantae, Streptophyta, Magnoliopsida, Arecales, Arecaceae. Gene Ontology annotation, cellular component: postsynaptic density; postsynaptic membrane; basolateral plasma membrane. The record is from RefSeq and is a predicted model, not a curated record. Gene Ontology annotation, biological process: cell-cell adhesion; receptor clustering; establishment or maintenance of epithelial cell apical/basal polarity.